Messenger RNA from Bacillus rossius redtenbacheri, 1904 nucleotides. Its product is annotated as carboxypeptidase M-like. NCBI's taxonomy places the organism in Eukaryota, Metazoa, Arthropoda, Insecta, Phasmatodea, Bacillidae. Gene Ontology annotation, biological process: peptide metabolic process; protein processing. The transcript is spliced from 11 exons. The coding region runs from base 155 to 1753 and encodes 532 amino acids. The record is from RefSeq and is a predicted model, not a curated record. Gene Ontology annotation, molecular function: zinc ion binding; metallocarboxypeptidase activity.
ACGGGAGACCGGCGCUAGUGCGGGCAGCAGCCGCCAGUCUCGCUCCAGCGCCGCGGGUGUGCAGGUUGCUGUGUUGUUCUCGCGGUCGCAGCCGUCGCUGGCCCUGGUUGCCCACAUCCGUGCCGCACGCACUUACACGCCCGGCAGCCGCGCCAUGAGGUCCACCGCGUGGCUCGCCUCGACGCUCGUCGCCGCGGUGCUCCUGCUCCUGCACGUGACGGCGAUGGCGGCCGAGGCGGCGGACGGCGGCCGCAUCCUCUUCCAAGGACCUGAGCCCGCCGAGGGACAGCAGCGGGUGCUGACGAGGCCCGGCGAGGGUGACAGGGAGCGAGGGGAGGACGACGACCCCGCCUCGCUGAGGAAGGUCGGCGACCACUACCAGCCCGGCUACUCGCUGGACUCGGCGUACGGCCAGUACUACGGCGACUCGCUGGGGGCCGCCACGUCUUCGGCCGACGCCUCCCAGGGGCUGGAGUUCAAGUACCACGACCACGAGCAGCUCACCAAGUUCCUGCGGACCACCUCCUCCAGGUUCCCCAACCUCACGGCGCUCUACUCCAUCGGCAAGUCCGUGCAGGGUCGUGACUUGUGGGUGAUGGUAGUGUCAGCGUCGCCCUACGAGCACAUGAUUGGCAAGCCUGAUGUGAAGUACGUGGCGAACAUGCACGGCAAUGAGGCGGUGGGACGGGAGCUGAUGCUGCACCUCAUACAAUACCUGGUGACCAGCUACAGCACCGACCCGUACAUCAAGUGGCUGCUGGACAACACCAGGAUCCACAUCCUGCCGUCCAUGAACCCGGACGGCUUCGAGGUGGCCCGGGAGAGCCAGUGCGACGGCGGGCAGGGCCGGUACAAUGCCCGGGGUUUCGACUUGAAUCGCAACUUUCCCGACUACUUCAAGCAGAACAACAAACGAGGACAACCCGAAACAGAUGCAGUGAAAGAGUGGAUAUCCAAAAUUCAGUUUGUGCUGUCUGGAGGAUUGCACGGUGGUGCACUCGUUGCCAGUUAUCCCUUUGAUAACACGCCAAACUCCAGCCCAGUAUUCCACAGCUACUCCUCCGCCCCGUCGCUGACGCCGGACGACGACGUGUUCAAGCACCUGGCGCUCACCUACUCCAGCAACCACCCGGUGAUGAAGCGCGGCGUGGCCUGCAAGGCGGGGACCCCGGCCUUCAACCAGGGGAUCACCAACGGAGCGGAGUGGUACCCCCUCAUAGGUGGGAUGCAGGACUUCAACUAUGUGUGGUACGGCUGCAUGGAGAUCACGCUAGAGCUGUCAUGCUGCAAGUACCCCCCUGCCGCAGAACUGCCCAAGUUUUGGGAAGAGAACAGGAUGCCGCUGGUGAAGUUCCUGGCAGAAGCUCACCGCGGGGUCCAGGGUUUCGUGAUGGACGAGAACGGCAACCCCGUCGAGAAGGCCUCCCUCAAGGUGAAAGGGCGGGACGUCGGCUUCCAGUCCACCAAGUACGGAGAGUUCUGGAGGAUCCUCCUGCCGGGCGUCUACAAGCUGGAGGUGUACGCGGACGGCUACGUUCCCCGGGAGAUGGACUUCAUGGUGGUGGACCAGCACCCGACGCUCCUCAACGUGACGCUGCACCCCACCAAGAGGCAAGACAACUUCUACAGACCGCAGCCGCACCACGUGUACUACCACCACGCCCAGGGGCCGCACAAGAAGCCAGAAGGAGGGGGCAUCUUCUCGUCCAUCAGCAGUGGCUUCAACAACCUCGUCAGCAACAUAUUCGGCUGAGCGGCUGGGCCCAGCGUUCAACCGGAGAGUGCAACGUGCAACGCCGCGGUUGGCGUGUACGCCUUCGCUCAGGCAACAGAACUCACUCGUGUAGUGUUUGUUAACUUAUCUUCUGGCGACACACGCUGUGUCUAAUAAAUAAUUACAGUGA